Messenger RNA from Musa acuminata subsp. malaccensis (wild Malaysian banana), 954 nucleotides. RefSeq names its product ribosomal RNA-processing protein 17. Gene Ontology annotation, cellular component: nucleolus. NCBI's taxonomy places the organism in Eukaryota, Viridiplantae, Streptophyta, Magnoliopsida, Zingiberales, Musaceae. Gene Ontology annotation, molecular function: rRNA binding. The record is from RefSeq and is a predicted model, not a curated record.
CUGUUUGGCUGGAAACCAAUUUGCUCGAGGGAAAGAGGGCGAAGCGGCGGCGGAGGAUGUCGGGCGAAGAAGAAGAUGACUUCGAUGAGGGAGUGGUGGUGGGGCAACUGUCUACGGUCAUGGUGCCAAAGCAUAUCAAGAAGAGGGCUCUCAGAAACAAAGCUCUCACCGUUGGUUUCAACGACAAAGAGCUCAGGGACUUUGUUACUGGGUUCCAUAAAAGAAAGAAGAAAAGGAGAAAAGAAGCUCAGAGGCAGUUGCAAGAAAAGGAUAGAUUGAAGCGGAUUGAGGCUCGUAAGAAGAGGAAACAAGAAAGAGAAAUGGCUUUAUAUGGAAGAGUUUUAUCUUCAGAGAAUCCACUGGCUGCUGUUUCAGAACCUGACAAUGCAGGUGAUUCUGAACAAGAUAAUCAGGACAUGAUGGCAUCUGUUUCAGAAACAAAGAUGUAUGAAGAUGAGGACACGACAAUUACAGUUACAACAAGUGCAAUCUCCCACGAAAAGGGUGAUUUUAAUCAAACAAAUACUAUACCUAUGGUCGGAAGCAAAGCUGAAAAGAGGCAAGGCCUAGAUGUGAAGAAGAAACCACUGAAACGAGUUGCAAAGCACCGAUCAAACAAGAAGGGUGGAAAGAAGCCUACCCCUCGGAAGCAUAAGAAGGGCAGAAACAAAUGAUGAUAGCUACCGUAGCUGAUAAGGACUGACAGUCGAUAGCAAGAUUUUGGAAUCAAGUUUCGUCUUCACCGUUUAUCUUUGCAUCAAAAAGAGAAAAAAAUGAUAAAUAUGGAUGAUAUCUACAAGAUUUAUCAUCAUCUGCUGUUUGCUUUACACAAUAGUGACAAAUAUAUAUAUUUUUUUCACAAAUCAUUGGCCGAGUGUAACAACCUUAGGGAUUCUCAUGAGAAUACUUUGUUACCAGAAAACUUCUGUUGUGCACUGUUCAGGGUUCUGAGUA